Molecule: messenger RNA, 1668 nt
Organism: Macrosteles quadrilineatus (aster leafhopper)
Lineage: Eukaryota; Metazoa; Arthropoda; Insecta; Hemiptera; Cicadellidae
Exons: 1
Coding region: 1-1668 (555 amino acids)
Biological process (GO): DNA integration
Molecular function (GO): nucleic acid binding
Source: RefSeq, a predicted model, not a curated record
AUGGGCAUGUUCGCUCAUUAUUCUGACUUUAUUAAGGGGUUUUCAGAGAAGAUUCAGCCCCUUUCAUCGACUAAAAUUUUUCCAUUAUCAGAAGAAGCAAUUAACUCCUUCAAUGAAUUGAAAAAUGAAAUAGUAAGUGCAACUAAAGCCCCAAUCCAAAAUGACAUACCAUUUACAGUUGAGACCGAUGCAUCUGAGUUUGCAAUCGGCUCAACCUUGUCACAAGCAGGACGUCCAGUAGCUUUUUAUUCAAAAACAUUAUCAAAAUCUGAAAAGAACCAUUCUUCUAUUGAAAAAGAAGCUCAAGCAAUCGUAGAAUCUCUAAAGAAGUGGAGACACUAUCUUAUUGGCCGCCCAUUCCUACUCAUUACAGACCAAAGAUCAGUUUCUUUCAUGUUUGACAAUAAAAGAUUUAGAAAAAUAAAGAAUGAAAAGAUACAGCGUUGGCGUUUAGAACUGUCUUGUUUCAAGUAUGAUAUAGUAUAUCGACCAGGCAAGGAAAAUGGAGUUGCAGACACCAUGUCACGAUUGUGUGGAACGAUUUGUGGUCGUCCAAACUUAAAUGAUAUCCACACGAGUCUGUGUCACCCUGGAGUGAAAAGAUUCUACCACUGGAUUAGAUCGAAAAACUUACCUUUUUCACUGGAAGAAGUUUGUCGUACGACAGCUCAAUGUCGAAUUUGUGCUGAACUUAAGCCUAGGUUUUGUAAAUAUGAAGGUACGUUAAUCAAAGCUACAGCACCUUUUGAGCGACUGAACUUGGACUUUAAAGGACCAAUUCCAAGUGCUACACAAAAUAAAUACAUAUUAACUGUUGUAGACGAGUAUUCACGAUAUCCAUUUGCUUUCCCCUGUAGAGACAUGACUUCCAGUACCGUGAUUGAGAAACUGAAAGAAAUUUUUACAAUUUUUGGUAUGCCUUCAUUCAUUCAUUCAGACCGAGGAACGUCAUUAAUGUCAGACGAAUUAAAGUCUUUCUUACAAACUCAUGGUGUUGCGUCAAGCCACUCUUCUGCUUAUAAUCCUAGAGGGAAUGGCCAAGUAGAGAGAUUCAAUGGUACUAUAUGGAAGACUGUUAUGCUUGCUCUCAGAACCCAAGACCUACCCGUAAAGUAUUGGGAAUCAGUUCUUCCUGAAGCACUUCAUUCAAUAAGAUCAUUAUUAUGUACAUCAACCAAUACAACACCUCAUGAACUGAUGUUAAAGCACCCCAGAAGAUCGUAUUAUCGAGGUUCACUUCCAAGCUGGCUGUCACAACCCGGCCCAGUGCUGUUGAGAAAGCACAACAGAUCCAGCAAGUAUGACUCGCUUGUAGAAGAGGUAGAACUUAUUCAAGCAAAUCCAGGUUAUGCUCAUGUGAAACUCCCAAAUGGACAAGAGAAGACAGUAUCCAUAAGAGAUCUGGCCCCAGCACCUGGACAAUCAUCUUUAGAAACAGACUACCAAUUGCCAGAAACAGAUGGAAAUGAACAAGUUAUUCAAGAACCGGAGGUUUCAUUUGAUCAAGAACAAGAGGAAAAUGAUUCUAGUGGGACAUUAAGUGACACGAAUGUACCAGUUGAACAUGCAAACAGUUCUUGCAAAGACUCAAGUUCAGUGCCUUCCAAAACGCAUCCACAGCGUGUACGGCAAAGACCUUACUAUCUAAAAGACUACGUCUCGUUUUAG